Phyllopteryx taeniolatus (common seadragon) is the source of this 2095-nucleotide messenger RNA. RefSeq names its product makorin, ring finger protein, 4 (gene mkrn4). The coding region runs from base 329 to 1291 and encodes 320 amino acids. The record is from RefSeq and is a predicted model, not a curated record. Gene Ontology annotation, molecular function: metal ion binding; ubiquitin protein ligase activity. NCBI's taxonomy places the organism in Eukaryota, Metazoa, Chordata, Actinopteri, Syngnathiformes, Syngnathidae. The transcript is spliced from 6 exons. Gene Ontology annotation, biological process: protein polyubiquitination.
GCACCCUCUACCCCCGCCAACACAUAUUUUUGGAGGGGGGCCCUCCGUGAAGGUGCUGUAUGGAGGCCCAGAAUCAGGUGCAACGCCCCUGGUGACUGAUGAUGACUUUUUUUAAAGAUAAAAGGUAGUAAUACACAGUGUACAAUUGAGAUUGUGAACGGUGACGAUCAAACGUUGACGUCACGCCCCUGUGGCUCGUCGCUCCGUUAAUUGGCGAAGAGAACCCGGCUGUCGGCUAUUAAGAUAGUCGGAGGGGGAACGCGGGCCGGUUUUGCAUAGCAGCAGAGGCAGCAGCACACACGCGGAGGCACGUCGGGUGGCCGCGGACAUGGAACGGUCGCUUUCAACUCGUAAUGGCAAUAUCUGUUGGCACUUCUUGAACGGCUCAUGCAGAUAUGGCUCGAGAUGCCAUUAUCGACACGAAUUGCCUGCCACACAACCAUCCCAAAUUUGUCGCUACUUCCAGAAAGGUGCAUGCUGGUAUGGUGAACACUGCAGGUACAUCCAUGUCCCCCAACCUGAAGGUGGUGCAGAUGUUGCAGGCCGAAGACUGUCUGUACCAACGGUCUCGUCCUCCACCUCCACUGCGGCCCGAGGUCCAGCUGACCGCAGAGGUUCCGAGACUUCUGCUCUUGCACAGGCUGAUGUGUUGCCAAGGCGGCAACGCAGGACAUCGAGGUCUGUGGAAAACUCUUCAAACGUCACAGAUGCUGGGAACCAGAAUGCUGAGAAACGAUUACAAGAUGCUCCUUCCCGAAUGUCUGCCAAGAGCUCAGAACAGUGUUGUGCAAGUCCACGUGGAAAAGAGGAAAGCCUUCCAGGUAGCACGCAAGCCGCGGGUGCAGCUGCAGCCCCAUGCACCGACAGGACUGCGGAGGCAUACCUCCAGAGUCGAGAUGUCACCUGUGGUAUAUGCAUGGACAAGGUGUAUGAGAAGAUGGACCGCAGUAAACGGGUGUUUGGAAUCUUGCCCAACUGCAGUCAUGCCUUCUGCCUGCAGUGCAUCAUGACCUGGAGAAAAACCAGAGACCUCGGGCCUGAUGUUGUCAAGUCAGGCCCAUCAGGCAGGACAACCACCUACGAAGAGGGCCGCACCACCCAGCCCCGCAGCACUGACCCCGGGACCCGCCCUACCCUCCACAUUCCAGCCAGCACCCACUACCUGCCCCAGAGUGUGGGAGGUAGACCCCCCGCAAACUCAGGGAUGAGAAGAGCCCCACUCCAUGCAAGUGUCCUCACCAUGCAAAUCGAUCUAAAAUGUGAGAAACUGGGGGGGAAAAAGGGAAAAUAAAUAAAUAAAUAAAUAAAAUGGGAAUAAUAAAAUAACAACCUCGACAACAAAGAAUACACAAGUCGAAAGUUUACUUUUACACUUACAAAUUAGUUUUGUCAGAUGGCACACAACUAUGGAAUCAAGAGUCUACAUUUAGCAUGUUGAGGAAGGGUGACCAGCUAUCUACGUAUACAUGUAAUUGAUUUUUUUUUGUUCUGAUAUUUUUUGUAACGCAAUAUACUCUUAUGAUGAGAUUUAGCCACUGAUUUAUGUUAAUAGCUUGUUUGUUUUUCCAGUUUAAUAGAAUUGUUUUCUUAGCGGUAGCUAACGCGACGAGUAAUGAUUGUGAAUAUUAGGGCGGUCGAUUAUGCUUAAAUCGCCAAGUAUGCACAAUCUUGGAGAAAGUGGAAUCCUGAAAUUUAAAAUAUAAGAGUUUUGUGUAACCGAAGACCAAAAGCAUUGAAUUGGUGUGCAUUCCCAUAUAGCAUGAACAUGGGUGUCUAGGAUAUUUUUGGUGCAUUGCGUGCAUAUAUUAGAUGGAGAGAAGCCCAUUUUAUGCAUUGUGUACUGAGUAAAGUGUGUUCUAUGGAGCACUUUAUAUUGUAAAAGCUGUAAAUUUGUGUUUUUUGUCAUUCUAAAUUUUGAUAAAUUUUUGUUACAUGUGUAUCCACUAGCUACAGUCAGCGGACAUGGAAAGGUCUUCUUCCCAUUUUGUGAUUGGUGUAAGUGCAUUGAUUUAGUGCAUGAAAUUAAUUUAUAAAUUUUCUGAGUGAUUUACUUUGCGGGAAAAGGAUCACUAUUUGCUUGACAAACUCUGGCAGU